Microthlaspi erraticum is the source of this 1020-nucleotide messenger RNA. The record is from the annotation of a GenBank genome assembly. NCBI's taxonomy places the organism in Eukaryota, Viridiplantae, Streptophyta, Magnoliopsida, Brassicales, Brassicaceae.
AUGGAUAACGGGAAUUACGAGAAUGUGUUGGGCAACUAUUACCUGUGUUUCAACAGAUCCUACACUUUGAAAGAGACGAUCGCGCACAUGCUUGAACAUCACAGUGACACCCAAUCAGUAGAAGAGAUCAAGUCCAGGUUUCAGAGAUUCCACUCGAAUACACGUCUGGUUAAGGCGAUUGCCAUGAGAAACAAGAUGAACGAGGGAGCGCAACUUCCCCCAAAUCCAGCACCAACUGUACAGGAGAGCUACAAAAAGUGUUUCGACAACUUCUUCACUGUGGAGGAGAUGAUCCAGUACAUGGCCAAUAAGCACGCACAGCAAGAAGCGACCGUACGUAGGAUUUUUGGGAAUGUCCUGAGAAACUACGGCGACUCAGAUUACCACGAUGUGGCACAGGAAAGAUCCGUUGAAAGGAUGAUGCUAGUACAGUUGAAUGAAUGGAACAGGAAUCGGAAGAGGUCCGUCCUCAUUGAUCGUCUAAGCAUUCUCCCUAAAGACGACAGAGAUCUAGUGCAGUCUCUCUCAAACGAAGACAGGCAUCUACUCUGUUUCUUCAUUUCUAAGGACUUUGUUAACCGAGAAGGAGAUCCUGGUUAUGUUCGAAUUGGAGCCCAUGCACCAUGCUUCCAUUGCCAUUGCUUUGAGUGCUGCUACCACUACUCUCUCCUUCUGGAUUCUUCAGGCAAUAGUUUACUCAUCCAGAGGAUCAUCGACGCUUACGAUCAUGCUGCAGAAAAGCAUAGAAUUGCACAAGAAGAGCAGAAAAUGGCACAAGAGAGAGCGGAGCAGGAAGCAGAAGAAGCUAUUAACAAAGACAAUAUGUCGUUGGUUUUAUCAAGUGAAGGAGAUGGGCCACAUAUGCAAGCCCAAUGUCAUAAGAAGGAAGAAGAAGUUGUGAAGCCCAAGCAUGUGACUGACUGCAUAUACAGAGCUCCUGUCUCACGCAAAGUAUGUGAACAACGACGUUUCGUGAACCGUUUUGACGUCCUCGAGUCCAAUGCUAUUUCCAGUCAUUAG